UCAUUGGCUGCUGAAAAAUCUCUUAUUUAUACUGUGCGUGAUUUGGAUGUGGUUAUAUCGGAAAUGAGCGCUGGUAAAUCGGGUAAAUAUAGCAAUAAAGCAGUGCUUCCGGGUAAAUCGCCAAUGACUUUAGUCGGACCCGUAUUGGAUGGUAAACGAACAUUCCUCACAUAUGCUGAUCGUACCGGUAAAGGUUUGACGUUUGCGAAGAAUUUGCCGCUACAAAAGUUCGAGAUUGUGUGGAAUUUACAGGACUGCCAUGAGCUGAUCAUUCAAGCGAUUUGCGGUGACGAGAAAAAUCUUUAUAGCGGUGGCUAUGACAACAAAGUCAAAGGCUGGACAAAUUUUGAUCAGGCAAAACCAACACCCCUAGGUGAAGUAGAGGUCGGAAGUUGUGUGAAUGCAAUCGUUUGUGGCGCCAACAAUUGGGUUUAUAUUGGUACAUCCGAUGGUAUUGUACGAAGAGCAAUAUUUGUGUGAAACCGACCAUGUGCCAUUCUUUUACAUACAACUGUAUUUACUAAAUAUUGAAUUACCUAUAUGUUUAUUGAAUAUUGUAACAACUCUUAUAAAGUUUUAUAUUUUUGUUUUUAUGCCAUGAAAACUGCGGUUCGUUUUAUGGAAAAUAAUAUAUAGAUAUCCCUGACAAAUGAAGGUGUAUUAAAUAUCCACCAAUUUGCAUUCAAAAUUUUUUGAGAUUCUUUUUUGCGCUGAUUACGAAUCCGUUAGUAUAUAGUAUCCAUCAGGUCCAGAUUUUGAGAAAAACUAGGUCAAAGUGUUAAAAAAUCACAUUUUUUUUGCAAUAUUUUAGAAGGUCUAGCAAAAAAAACAAAAUGUGAUAGCACCUUCCAACUCUCGGCUACUAUCACUGAAAAUACCAUCCCUGCACCUUAACCUGAUGGUCACUAAUAGUCAUUUAUUGAAUAAUAUAAAACUACUGGAAUACUCUGCUAUUGACAAAAAAAUUUGCCAAAAUCGGUUUUUUCUGUCAAAUAAAUAUAUAACUAUAAGAGACUUAGGGUUAAGGGUCAGGGAUGGUAUUUAAUUAAAAUGUAGUCGAAAAUUCAAGCCUUAAUUUGAGCAGGUUUUGCUGUUCAAUAAAUGAUUAUAAGUGAUCAUCAUGUAUGAAAACGAGUUUGACAAAAAAGACUAUUUAUUACAUUGAUAUGUAUAUACCCUUCAAGGUUUGCUAAUUUUUUUUAAUGACGAUUCACUCAUCCUCUGAAAUGCUGUAUUUAUGAACUUAACUUAGUAGAGUUGCCAUAUGUGUAAAAAAAAAUAAGCAACCUGAAUUGCGGCAAAUAGUUAUUUGAAAUAUGUUUCACAAUAUGGGUUUCAGACGAAAUAAAUUUAAAAAUAUGGGGGGAUCGGGGCAAGCAGGGCCUACGGAUGAUCUGAUCGACAAAAAAUGUUUACCCUUACCUACUCGCAGCAUGAAUAACAUAUGUACCGAUUUUGAAAAAGAUAUCUAACUUUCCUCUUAGAAUUUAGGCUAAAAAAAUUCGAUUCCGGCCAGUCUGCAGAGUAUUAAAAAUAUUUAAAUAAUUUAUAAAAGGGCAGCAUUAAAAGAGCCAGAGAAAGGCCCAAAAAUCCGAGCUUAGAGCAAAAAUAUAAUUGAUAAUUUUCGCCUCAAAACGGCUGACCUGGUCACACUGGUUAGCAAAUUAACAGAAUUUAAUCAGUGUAGUGGUAUGGAUAUUUCGCCUUAGCCUUCCUAGCAAGUAAGAAUUUUGUAUUCAUUGGCUAAUAAAUUAAUAAAUUAUGGCCACUUUA
Messenger RNA from Rhagoletis pomonella (apple maggot), 1773 nucleotides. RefSeq lists its product as uncharacterized. The record is from RefSeq and is a predicted model, not a curated record. Gene Ontology annotation, molecular function: protein binding. NCBI's taxonomy places the organism in Eukaryota, Metazoa, Arthropoda, Insecta, Diptera, Tephritidae.